Messenger RNA from Macrosteles quadrilineatus (aster leafhopper), 1528 nucleotides. RefSeq lists its product as uncharacterized. Bases 226 to 1473 code for a protein of 415 amino acids. Lineage: Eukaryota; Metazoa; Arthropoda; Insecta; Hemiptera; Cicadellidae. The record is from RefSeq and is a predicted model, not a curated record. The transcript has 8 exons.
UAAAUCAGCAAUGACUGAGCCAUUACAGAGGCUUUGCCUUUUUUAAAUUGCCCAAAGGUACUUAGUAUCAAGAGGUUUGUAUGAUCCAGUUUUCAUUGAACGUUAUUCAGUUUGAUUAAGUGGUGCCUUCCUGUAUCCGAGUGCCCUUCUGUGCAGCACUGGGGAUCACUCUCACCGAGUCACCUGCAACUGAAACUGAUCGGUGACAGAAGAGUUUGGCAUGCCAUGGACGGACAUCGGAUUACAUUGCAGUUCCUGCAAGAUAUUGUAUCAGAAAUGGACCCUGAUGUCACUGUGUCAUCAUUUGAGGUGAGUCACGCAGCAGGUCGGGGAGACAACUACACGUCUACACUGUACAGAGUGUUGGUCUGUGGCAGUAAAGACACAGAAGUUUGGAGUCGCUCUCUUAUUUACAAGCAGCUGCCAGACAGUCUGGCCCAUAGAGAGUUAUACCGCUCAGAUGUACUCUUCCUCAACGAAGUCUCCUUCUACAAGGAGGCACUCACUGCUCUGCUGCAGUUUCAGAGCUGUACAGGAGGGAGCCAGUCGUUCACGGUGGUGCCUAAGUGUUUCUUGGCUCACAAUGAUGUCCUGGUCCUUGAGGACCUCAGAGAGAGAGGCUUUGUGAUGGGCAACAGGCAGGAGGGACUUGACUAUCUACAUUGUGUGGCUGUCUUCAGAGAAAUUGGAAGAUUUCAUGCUCUAUCACUUGCUAUGAAAAGUAAAGAGCCAACAUUGUUUCAAGAGCAAGUGGCAUCGAAAAUCCGAGAAACAUUUUUUACUGAUCAGAACGAAGAGUACUAUCAUGACUAUUACUGCACCUUGAUCAAAAAUGCCCUAGCUAUGGUAGAUGCUGGCCUAGAAAAUACAGAAAAGCUUACUUACCUGAACAAGUUGAAGAAAUUUCUUGACGAAAAAACUUUCUUCAAGACGAUGACUACAUUUGCUCAACCGAAGGAGCCUCUUGCUGUGCUUACUCAUGGUGACUUUUGGACCAACAAUAUCAUGUUUAGAUACUCUGACAGUGGGGAGAUUGAAGAGGUAUGUUUUGUGGACUUUCAAUGUGCAAGAUACGGAUCUCCUGCGUUGGACCUGGUCAACUUCCUGUACUCGUGUGUGGACAGUGACGUAAGGACAGCUCACUCCUCCGAUCUAAUGGCUCAGUACUGCUCAGCUGUGUCUACAUCCCUCACCUCAAUGGGGUGUGACUCUUGUAGCGCCCCCUACUGUGACGAAGGCUCUUUGCCCCAACUUAUCCAGCAGGAGGUUGAGCGCCACAGCCUGUAUGGUCUAGGAGUUGCACUAGACAUGAUCCCCAUCUCUACGUGUGACUCGGCGCUGGCUCCGGACUUGUAUGAGGCGGAGGGAGAGGAGCACGAGUCUGUCACUCCGUUCUGCUCCCAAUACAACCCAGAGUGCCAACGCCGCAUGACUCAACUUGUCAAGGAACUCGUCGAUCUGGGUUACUUAUAAAUAAGUUUGUGUACAAUUAGCUUUUAGAUAUUUUUAUUUGAAAUACACUUUUCAU